AUGGCUAAAGCAGCGAUCAUCCUUUUCGAUCUGAAGACCGGACGAUGCUCCUCCACCAUUCAAGUCCGGUUGCUCCGCUUCUUGGAGUCCAUGAACCUCCGAUGGGGUAGCGAACUCAUGGGAGUCGAUAUGUUUCUGCUUGAUUCCCAGUCGACCAUGAUGCCGGCGACGGUGAAUGUGAACCGGCUUGCAAUUCACAUGCCUAAUCUGAAGGUGGGUUCACUAUAUUCCCUAGCCGGUUUUGAUGUGACCCGAUGUAAUCAGAAUUACCGACUGUCGGACUCCUCUAUGAUGGUUCGUUUCAGCGAUUCAACAUGUUUUGAUGAGAUAACCGAACCGGCUAUUCCGAUCUUUCCGUUAUCUAAUAAUUAUCAUUCCACAGACAUUAUCGGUGAGAUAACUGCUGCGAAGAGCACUGUCACCGACCCUCCACAUGACAAGAACCAUUUGAUGGCAACCAUUAAAAUGGAUAAUGAUGUUUCGGUCACUAUGAGUAUGUUCGACUCACAGCCUGUCAAGCUCCACAAUCAACUUGAAUCAAUGGGAGGUGAUCCAAGGGUUCUGGUUGCAACCAGUAUCAACCCCAAAAUUGUGGGAGGUCAUCUGUUUCUGAAUGCCACUUCAGGCACACACAUAUAUUUUGACAAGGAAACCAUCGCAGGGGAGACUUCUACAGGCUGGUUGCCCAAGACACUGGUCUUAAGGGCUACGACAAGGUGGAAUCCCUGA
This is a messenger RNA of Brassica rapa (field mustard), 729 nucleotides long. RefSeq lists its product as uncharacterized. NCBI's taxonomy places the organism in Eukaryota, Viridiplantae, Streptophyta, Magnoliopsida, Brassicales, Brassicaceae. The record is from RefSeq and is a predicted model, not a curated record.